AUGACUCUGAAUGCCUACGAGUUCCGCGCCUACGUGCCCGUAGACCAAUUCAAGGCACCGCGUCCGAUGCUCACGAAAUUCACUCCUGGCCAUGACGUGCCCUUAAGAUCUACUGUCGCGCCAAAUAGGGCGGAAGACGUGCAUGUUGAGCUUUACUUCUCCGAGGCAAUGGACUGCGACUCGAUCACGGACAGCAUCUAUUUGAACUCAUCCACUGAGAUCGGAAAGGCCCCGACAGUGGACACCAAGACUGUCAAGUGUACCACAGUCCCGGCUGCUGAUACUUCGUUGACAGGAGAGAUUCCAGGAGUUUGGAUGUGGUCUGCGAAUCUGACUGGUGUCUACAACGGUGUUCACCGUCUGACUGUCAACAAUGUCACCAACGCCCACAAGAACGCAUCCACCGACGCCAUCGAUCACCUGCUUUUCAGAAUUGGCCAGAUUGACAACCCUAUGAUAUUCAUGACCGCCAAUUACUCCAGCAGUUUGCUCCACCAGGAGCCUAACAACGAUACUCUGUUCAUUCAGCACCACGCUGCGGGCGCAGACAUGUAUCGUUAUUCAACCAACUGGGGGACCACCUUCUCUGACUGGAAAACCUACAAGGGCGGAAACGAUACCAUCGAUCGCCUUCCCUGGUCUGGAACCAAGAAGCAGGCAUGGGAGGGUGACCAUGUUCGAGUUGAAUACUGGAGUCGGUGGACCGGCAGCAGUGAUUAUGUCCAACAGGGUGACAUCAACUGGAACAAGGGACCGCGAAGAUUCCCCCACGCAUUCUUCAAUGGACCGUACAACCAAUACGGCUAUGAUGCCGGUCUUGAUAACGAAGUCAAACUGAGCGAAAAAGACGAGGAAUGGACCUACCACUUCACCUCAGAAUGGCCUGCGGUUGGACAGAUCAACAUCUGGGGUGUUAACCCCGACGGAAAGCCCGAUCAGAGUUGGGUUCUGGGAGAUGUCAACAAUGACAGUAUUCUGGAUCGCAUGCCACCCUCAUCGCUCUCAAGCACUUUGAUCAACAUCACCCAGCCACCACCUUCGCCAUAUCUGGCCUGGAGGAUCUCUGUCGAUGAUGGAACUCUUAAAUUCAGACUUUUUCCGGCUGGAAGACAAAGUACGCAGAUCGUUAUGUAUGUUUUGUUCUGGAUUGUGCCUCUCUUGACUGCCUCGGCUUGUGUCUAUAUCUUCAUGGUCUCGUUCUACAAGGUCAAAUUCAAUGAGGUCGGCAUCAGCGAAAAGCGCAGCCUCGCUCCGAUGGUCAUGUUGAAAAAUUUCAAGUCGUUCGCCAGGGGCGAGAAGAGAGAUUAUUCGCCGGGCCCUCUUACCCGUUUGGCCAACAAGUCAGGGUUCAUGAACAGCUCGUCGGCACUGGCAAAGGCUUCGAACGCAGAAAAGCGACGAAUGGUUCUGAUCGCUACCAUGGAGUAUGACAUCGAAGACUGGGCUAUCAAGAUCAAGAUUGGUGGUCUUGGUGUGAUGGCACAACUCAUGGGAAAGACACUUGGACAUCAAGACCUGAUUUGGGUCGUUCCUUGUGUCGGUGGUGUUGACUACCCAGUCGACCAGGUCGCAGAGCCAAUGGAAGUCACUAUCCUGGGAAGCCUUUACCAGGUGCAGGUCCAAUACCACGUCCUCAAGAACAUUACCUACGUUCUUCUGGAUGCGCCCGUGUUCCGUCAGCAAUCCAAAUCCGAGCCUUAUCCGGCACGCAUGGAUGACUUGGACAGUGCUAUCUACUAUUCGGCUUGGAAUCAGUGUAUUGCCCAGGCAAUCAAGCGUUUCCCGAUCGAUCUCUACCACAUUAACGACUAUCACGGAUCCGUGGCCCCUCUUUAUCUCCUGCCUGAGACGAUCCCUGCUUGUCUUUCGUUGCAUAAUGCUGAGUUCCAGGGGCUGUGGCCUAUGCGUACUGUUAAGGAGCGUCGCGAGGUCUGCUCCGUGUUCAAUUUGGAAGAAGAGACUGCCAGGCGCUACGUGCAAUUCGGUGAGGUAUUCAACUUGCUCCACGCCGGCGCAAGCUAUCUCCGUGUCCACCAGCAAGGAUUUGGAGCUGUCGGAGUUUCCAAAAAAUACGGUAAACGAUCAUAUGCUCGUUACCCGAUCUUCUGGGGUCUGCGCAAGGUCGGAAAUCUCCCCAAUCCUGACCCAUCGGACGUUGGCGAGUGGACGAAGCAGCCGAUCAAGGAAGAAGAUAUCACAGUUGAUUCUGAAUAUGAAGCUGGCCGGGCCGAGCUGAAAAGACAAGCUCAGGAGUGGGCAGGGCUUGAGCAAAACCCUGAGGCUGAUCUCCUUGUCUUCGUUGGUCGUUGGUCGAUGCAGAAGGGCGUGGAUCUCAUUGCCGAUGCCAUGCCUGCCAUUCUGGAGGCUCGUCGCAACGUGCAACUGAUCUGCAUCGGUCCGGUCAUUGACCUGUACGGUAAAUUCGCUGCCCUUAAGCUUGGUCGCAUGAUGGAAAUCUACCCCGGUCGGGUCUUUUCCAAGCCCGAGUUCACAGCUCUUCCACCUUUCAUCUUCUCUGGAGCUGAGUUUGCGCUGAUCCCAUCCCGUGACGAACCCUUCGGCCUUGUGGCAGUCGAGUUCGGGCGAAAGGGAGCCUUGGGUAUUGGAGCGCGUGUGGGUGGUCUUGGUCAAAUGCCAGGCUGGUGGUACAAUGUGGAAUCGACCUCUACAUCUCACCUCCUGAUCCAGUUCAAACUGGCCAUCGACGCUGCCCUCAACUCUAAGACUGAGGUUCGCGCGAUGAUGCGGGCCCGGUCUGCGAAGCAGCGGUUCCCUGUUGCCCAGUGGGUUGAGGAUCUCGAAAUCCUGCAGUCAACUGCCAUUGGAGUUCACACCAAGGAGGCUUCCAAAGGUCACAGUCGGCCACUGACCUCGGGUUCCUCGACUCCUCUCGGAACAAAUGGCUCGCCCCCUCUGGGACUAACUCCAGCUUCGUCCCCGGGCAUUUCCAGAGACAGCAGUUACUCAAACUUCAACCAGAUCACUGAGCUUCGCCCGCCAAGAAAGAACAUCUACAGCAGGGAGAUCAGCCCCUCGGAGAUCGAGAAGCCAACUUCUGGAUUGAGCCGAUCUUUGUCCCUUGGAGUUCGCUCGGGCCCUGGUCAUCUGGAGGCUCGUGGUCGGCAGCGCAGAGGCCACAAGGAUGCCCAAGACACAGAUGCCAGCGACAUUGAAGGAAACGCGGAAGAAAGCAGUGACGAGGACAGAGCACACAGCGUGUAUGCCGAUGACGAGUACACCAUCUCCCCUUCCCACCUUGCGGACGCAGAAGGGGGCCCAUCAUCUCUCAAACGUCGUCCAAGCCAAGAGUCCAUGCGGCCUCGAUUUGCCCUCCCACUCAACUCUCCCGGGAGCCCACUGGGCGCUGGUCAGCUCUCACCUCCUCCUCGGCCAUUCCUUGGAGGAAACCGGAACAGCAGCACAUCUGUCCUGUCACUUGACUCCGUAGUCGGCGACAAGAAAGACUUCAAGUUGCAGAAAGUCGAUCCAUUCUUCACGGAUAGCAACGGCGAGUACUAUCACAACUUUGAGCAAAAGCUACAGGGACUCAACGGCUCCAACUCGGAGAGCCAGUACUGUAUUGAGGAAUUCCUCGUCAAGAGUGAGCAGGAUUGGUUUGACAGGUUUCGAAACGCAAAAUUGGGCCGAAACAAGUCACCUGCCGGUUCUGUCUUCAACCACUCUCGGAUCCACAGUGGUGCUUACAGUGAAGCUCCACCCACGAUCUCCUCCUUUACUGAGGAAGGCAUUGCAACAUCAACCGACGGCGACUCCGCCACUUCUGAUGACGAGUUCCUUUUGGGCAAGGACUAUGUCCCCCCCGACUGGGCUGAAGAAAUGGAUGCAAAUCAAGUCUUCCUGGCGAUGGGUCAGAUCAUCGCUGCGAACUCUUACCAGAUCACUCUUUUAACUGGCGAAGUUGGUGAGAGUGCGGAGAAGCUUUACGGCAUUGCAACCACAUACGCAGUCACAUCUGUCUGCUGGUGGAUGCUGUAUCGGUACUUCAAAUCAGUCGUUACCCUGUCUACACCCUGGUUCUUCUACGGCCUGGCUUUCCUUCUUAUCGGUUCUGCCCACUGGGAGCAGAAUUCCUUCCGCCGUGGAUGGAUUCAAAACAUUGGAAGUGGCUGCUACGCGGCGGCUUCAUCCAGUGGUUCUAUCUUCUUCGCGUCGAACUUUGGCGAUGAAGGCGGUGCUCCAGUGGAGACUUGGAUCUUCCGCGCUUGUCUGAUUCAGGGGAUUCAGCAGGCAUAUGUCAUCGCGCUCUGGUACUGGGGCUCGACGCUGGCGAAGGCAUCAAGUCAAGGACUUUUGAACUCCGAUAGUGCCCUUUCGAACACCUGGAAGAUGACUGCAAUUUGUUAUCCUAUCGCAAUGCUCCUCUGGGGAAUCGGUCUUCUCUUGGUUUUCGGUCUCCCCAACUAUUACCGCCAGAAGCCAGGCAAGGUUCCCUCCUUCUACCAGUCUAUUUUCCGCCGGAAGAUUGUCCUGUGGAAUUUUGUCGCCGUUAUCCUCCAGAACUUCUUCCUCAGCGCUCCUUACGGUCGGAACUGGAGCUUCCUCUGGAAUUCGAAUCACGCUUCUCGCUGGCAAAUCGCUAUCCUGUGUAUCAUAUUCUUCGGUUUGGUCUGGUGCGUCUUCUUGUACGUUGUGAGCAGGUUUUCCAAGCGUCAUAGUUGGUUCCUCCCUAUAUUCGCCUGUGGCCUGGGAGCACCCCGUUUUCUCCAGAUCUGGUGGGGUAUCUCCGGCAUCGGUUACUAUUUGCCGUGGGUAGCAGGUGGAUAUACAGGCGGAGCACUUGCAUCACGGAGUCUCUGGCUUUGGCUGGGUGUUUUGGACUCGAUCCAAGGCCUUGGAUUCGGUAUCAUUCUUCUGCAGACAUUGACACGAGUACACAUGUGCUUUGCUCUCAUUGCCUCGCAGGUCAUUGGAUCUGCGGCAACCAUCUGCGCAAGAGCCUUUGGACCCAACAGGAUUGGACCAGGGCCUAUUUCACCGGACCUAUCCAAAGGAGCGGAUCAGUUGGCCAAUGGUUGGUUUUGGGUGGCUUUGUCCUGCCAGUUACUUGUUUGUGCGGGAUUCUUACUAUUCUUCCGGAAAGAACAACUUUCCAAGCCUUAA
This is a messenger RNA of Penicillium chermesinum, 5121 nucleotides long. RefSeq lists its product as uncharacterized. Lineage: Eukaryota; Fungi; Ascomycota; Eurotiomycetes; Eurotiales; Aspergillaceae. Gene Ontology annotation, biological process: fungal-type cell wall (1->3)-alpha-glucan biosynthetic process. The coding region runs from base 1 to 5121 and encodes 1706 amino acids. The transcript is spliced from 5 exons. The record is from RefSeq and is a predicted model, not a curated record. Gene Ontology annotation, cellular component: fungal-type cell wall. Gene Ontology annotation, molecular function: alpha-1,3-glucan synthase activity.